Messenger RNA from Porites evermanni, 17274 nucleotides. The record is from the annotation of a GenBank genome assembly. NCBI's taxonomy places the organism in Eukaryota, Metazoa, Cnidaria, Anthozoa, Scleractinia, Poritidae.
CGUACGAUCACGGGUUUCGGAGAGUACUUCAGCAUGCAAGAAGUAAAUGCGGAAGAUGUUUACGAUCAUCUAAAAGCUGUAUUCGAGGCUUGUGACCAAAAUGGCGAUGGCUUCGUCAAAACACAGGAUCUCUUGCGGCUUGGCCAAGAACACUCCAAUGGUGGCUUUGAGGUGCAAUUUCCUUUUCUCUGGUUUUGAUUAUGUUACGCGUUAGUUAUUUGGCAGUAGAAUUAAAAGCUAAUCGCUGUAAACUGGACUAAAAGUUGCCGGAAAUUUGGAGUCCUUGUUUUUCUAUAAGCAGGACUCAGGCGGACUAUCCCGCAAUCUCAAGGUCGUCUCGAUUUAUUUACUUGGCUUCUCCAUCAGUAUCAUUUAGGAUACUACAUUUUACUUGAUUCUUGUUUUUCGGGAGGUUAGUGUUUUGCUCCCUAAAACUCACGUUUAUACUAUCAUAAGAGGUUAUUACUUGGGUGUGUUUUAAACUUUCGAAAACAACAGUUUCUGUCUGUUUUAAAGACUCACUCCAGUUAGUUUACUGUUAAUGUUGUGACAAGUAUAACGUUUUGACUGAAAAUUGACCGUCUUCUUAUUCUGUAAAGAGGCCAGCUUGCUCGAAAAUCGUAAGGAAUCUUUUUUCUGGAAAAGUGAUAGGCAAUAUCACCGAGGGAACAGUCCCGAAAUAUAUUGAAACAUCAAGCUUACGAUUUUAACUGCCUUCUGCCUUGAAAACGACAUCAAUUUAGCUAAUUGUUAUUCGUUCUGUCCCCGUCUCUAGGAGAUGAAAACCCUAAUCGAAAAGCUAGAUCCUGACGGAUUUGGAAGAAUAAGUUUUGAUGGGUUUUGCAAAGGAAUUCACGAAUUUCUUGGUGAGUUAAAGUACAACUUCAAAGGUGGUAAAACGUGUAUCACCGUAUCGAUAUUGCGUUAUGUUCUAAGCUAUGUCUUGUCCGUCACACAGCGAUGAAAAACAACUUUAUUCGCGUUUUGGUCGACCUUUUAAAAGUUUUUUGUAAUUGGAACUUCUUUCUAUUCAAGGGGUUAACGGAGACGUGAAUAUGAACGGGGACAAAGAUGCAGCCGAUUUGGCGACUGAUUCAAAUCCCUGGCUUGUUUUACCACUGGAUAGCGACCAACAGGAAGAAACUCAAGACAGCUGUUGUGAGGUUAGUUUAUUGUUCAUUUUGAAAUUAUUCGUCUCUAGGGGAGAAGCAAAUCUAGCUUAUUUUAAUAUGUUCAAAAAUGUUUCGAAACUUUCAAGUUUCGAAAGCCAAGAGGAAGUGGACGGUUGUCAACAGUUCAACGAAAUUGUUUACAUUUUCUGGAGCGAAACAAUAAAGCCAUUAACAUUGUGCAAAUUUAUGGCUCUUCUUAAAAUUACCCCACUGGUUAUUGACUAACAGGCCUUUGCAUGUACUUAAACUCUGUUUUUAUGAGGUCACUCAACUGAUGAAAUAAAAUGGUAAGUCAUGCUGUCCUGUUCAUAGAAUCAUGUUAUAAAACAUUUAGCACACUGCGAAUUAAAUGAACUAUUUCUGGGUACUGAUCUUACAGUCAAUCAAAAAUCCUUUUAAAGCAUAUUGUACUGUGGAGAUAAAGAAGAAUUCCAAUUUCCGAAAGCCUUGGUUUCUCAAACCUUCUGAUGAUUUAAGCCAAAACUGACUUCCUUUCCCCAGGAAAACACUGUAAUUUGAUACAUACCUCCUAGUAAUGUAACCCCGAUUUUCUUUUACCUAAUACUUUUAAGAAGUUGGGAUUUUUUCAAUUUACAUAGGCAAAUUAGUUGGUUCAAAAUCUUGGGCCAAAUGGUACUCAAAAUUCAGGACCGGUAAAUUUCAUCCCAGAAUCGGAUUUGCCAUUUGCACAAAUUAGUUCCACUUAUCUCAAAACGGCCACAAAACCUGCAAAUGGUGUCAGAGGUCUCAGAACAAAUAAGACAAAACUUUCGAUUGGGGCCAUUCUGACGGGAAAAACAGGAAUACCUUUUCAGAAAUUCUGUUUCUCCCAGGAAAAUUUUUCACUGGAAUGACUACAAAGACCUGUGUUACUUUUUCAACUGGGUUUGUCGCAAAUUUUAGGAAAAGGUAAACAACCAAGAAUUCCACAGAGUUCUCUAGAAGCUUCAGCAACCAGUCAGACUUGCCAUUUGCCAGAGUUUUGACCUUGUUGCAAUCGUACUUGUUUCUCAAAAUUUAGUUCAAUUAAAAUAAAGCAGAUGUGGGUGAAUAGAGGUGUCAUCUCCCUGGCUAAAAUUCCUCCCCCUAGUCGCUCAAAGCGUACUGAAAUGCAUUUUCAGCUGUUCUAUGUUAAGUUGUUGGUCUACUCUAGACAAGACACCGAUGUACUUACCCUUUCCCCUUUCUAUCACAAAUCAGUUUGCCAUGAAUAAUACCCUGUUCUUGACAAAAUGUAUCUGCUUUCUAUACUCUACCCUAGACAUACAAGUAUUGCAGCAUGUAGCUAUAUAAACUUAAUAGGGCAUUACGCACCCCCCCCCCACCUCUUGCCCAGGAGUGGUUGUUUGAGUCAGAUGGCCUUGCAGGUUGUCCCUCGUAGUUAAGUGCUCAUUUGCUGAUACUGAUCUAUAGGAGCCAUUAGGCCACAAUGAUAGGGAUCUAUAGUCCCUUUGUUGAUACACAAUCUGAAGUACAUAUGUAUCAUUUAAGGAUCUGGAGAUGUGUGGGUCAUUUGCUGUCAGUUUUUAUAAUAUAUUUUUCCAAUCGAUUUGAUUUCAGCGUGACAGUCCAUACAGCACAACAUCCACAAAUGAAUACAAUGGUGAUGAUGAUGAAAACUUUCCAGACGAUUUACGAGUGUCAAACUUUAAUCGCAAUCAAAAGCAAUACUCUACAUUUCCACCUCCCACAUUGUCACGGUUAAAACAUCGGGCCACGCUGCCUACCAUGAGUGUUGAUGUGUACAGUGACAGAUGCUCACACUCUGAUACAAGUGAAUACCAGUCUGAAGAAGGAUUUGAGGGUUAUGGGGAGAGCUUUAGUGAGGAUACAACUUUUGAAGAUAGCCCAACUUUAAGAAGAGAACACCAGGUUGCAGAACGAAUUAUAAGAGGGUAAGCAUGAGAUGAUACUUGAAGGUCAUAGUCAACUCCCUCAGCAAGGCAGGCACCACUAGGAUCAAUACUACAUGUCCAUCCUAGAGGGGUGUCCAGCCUGAAGUGUCAAAUAAAAAUGACACUGAGGAAUGACAAGGACCAAAUCUUCCUGUUUUUUAGGGAGUCAUUGUUUGUUAUGCAUUCUAUUUGUAUCACCCUGAUACCGCUGGUUCCUAAAAUUGUAUUUGCUUAGUAGAUCAUCAAGGAACUUUUCAGAGAGAUUUGACUGUAUCCCUACAUUGUCCCAUACAAUAAAUAAAUAAAUGCAAAUAUAACCAAAUUUCCUAGAAUUUUCUUGCAGAAUGUUAUAAGCCUGCUGCUUACACACUGUAUAUGAUACCCAGCUACAGUACUUGCAUCAUGACUGCAAGUACUGCCUGUAAUACUGCUGUAAAAGCAGAAGUUUGCCAGCAAUAGAGGCCAUCCCAGUGAUGGCUUCUGCUGUUGUCUGCCUACAGCUAUGUCAGUUAAUUAACGUUGUGGGAUUUAAUGGCCUUAAGCCUAUGUGGCAAGACUGCAACGUCAUGUGAGUAGCUGUAAGUCCGUUAAAAUUUGGUCUUAACUUCACAGUUGUCAGUUCCGUGGAAUUUUUUAAUGAAAUUUGCCUUAUUUCUUCUUGGUCUUGUCAAUAAGGUUUUCUAACAAUGUUAAAUUAUUGAAAUACCUGUAUGUGAUCAUAUGUCAGAACAGUACUCCGGGUAAAACCAGCUACUAGGUCACAAACUGGCCAGCAGGAUAUGAGAACCAGGCAUUAGCCUUGAAUGCUUUGAUGAAAAGGUUACGUACAAAUACAGUUGAACCCCCAUAUGCUACCACCUCUUGUUAGUGACCAGCCAUCUAAAAUACCAAAGUGUUUCAAGGCAAAACCUGACAAUAUUGAAACCUCUCACAGAUGACCAUCUCUAAUGAUGGUGUUACAGUGUAACCUCUCCUUACGGACACCUCUAUAAUACUGACACCUCUCUAUUAUGGACAGUCUGUUUGGUCCGAGAAAUGCCAAAAAUCAUACAUUCCCAGUACCUCUAUAAUACGGACACCUCUUUAAAGUGGACACUUGGUUCUGUCCCUUUGGUGUCCGUAUUAAAGAGGUUUGACUGUAUAAUAAUCCAUUGUUAUUAACCUAUUGUUAGAGACUGCUUGAAGCAAGGUCUGUUGUCUGUGUUUGCUGUAUGUAUUUUAAGUGAAGACGUGGAAGUGCACCAGCUAUCGUAACUUUGAAAUUUUGUACAAUGAAUUGUUUGCCAAUAAGUAGAAGUGUCUGGACCUUUACUCAGAAAAGACCAUCUGUUGUUCGAUUCCCAUUAAGUGAUCACCUCCCGUAAGCAACCACUGAAUCUUUUGCAUUUAGGAUGGUCAUUUAUAGGAGGUUCAACUGUAUAUGAAAUAUGAUAAAUCUUAGUUGCAAAUAGCCUGGUCAGAUUCAGAAGUGUUAAGGGUUAAUUAGUUGAUAAGAAUGUCUUGUUCUUCUUAGCUCUGGUUCGAGAAAAACAUCAGCUGCAGCAGCGGCCUUCUCAAGGUGAAGUGACUGAUUAACUUUGAAAUAUUAUCGUUUUUAAUAUGAACCUAACUGUAUUAAUUCCAUGCUAAUAUUACUGACAGUACAGAGAAACUAUUCUUGUGAAAUCAUGUUUUGUUCUGCGAAAUUCUCUUUUGUAAUAAUUAUAUGAUUAAAAUAUGGCAGAGGCUGAUUUGAUGCCCAUCACAAAGAUCUUGAUCACAUUUUACAAACUUAAUCUCUGUUAAAUGGGGUACAUUUAUUGUCCAUGGCCCACAUUAAAAAACAGAGUUGUGUUGAAAGGCAUGUUAACAGUGUUAGAAACUAUCAGUAUUAAGUUUUGCAUACCUUGCAAUGGUGUAGACUACAUUAACAAAUUGAUUGUUAUGAAUGACAAAAAAAUUACUGGUAGUUAUUGAUCUUCAGUACCCUACAAUAGUUCAAUAUUAAUGGUGAAAUUAUAGCGGCGGAGGGCCAAGCGGUUAGAGCACUGGACUUGAAAUUUGGAGGCCCCGCGUUCAAGACCCGUUCUGUCCACUAGCUGGAUUUGUUCCCAGUAAUCCUGACUUCAAAUCCUCGACCAGGCUUGUAAAUAGCUGGUUUGCCUCAGGCCAGUUGGGGUUCUUAACCCUUUUAAGUUUGAUUUGAAUUAUUUGUUUCAGGCAUUUGCUCGGCCCCACUAGCAUUAGUGCCAUUCAUACUGCUGAGAGUAAAUAACAAAAUUGCUAUUAUUAUUAUUAUUAUUAUUAUUAUUAUUAUUAUUAUUAUUAUUAUUAUUAUUAUUAUUAUUAAGUGACAUGUAUUAUAGAAAUGUUAGGUGAAUUUUAGAAUACAAAUACUAAAUACUUUAUUUACUAUAAAACAAUGUGGAUACACAAUUUUAACUAUUGUUCAGCCAUCAUUACAGCGGAGCCAAUUAAGCACUUCUAAAAUACAGCUUGUGAUUGCUGACCUAUCCAAGAAAUGCUAGUGGAUUAACAAAGAUCUGUCUUGUUUUUCUUACCAACAGCCAUAAUAUGCAUCUGUUUAAAUGCCACUCAGAAAACCCCAGCCGACACAACAGUUUUGAAGAUCUGAUGGGUGAUAGGCCUCUAUCAGACAGCGAAGCUAGCACCUCAGUGUUUCUUCUCUCAGAGGUGUGUUACAUAAAACAGAAAUGAUUAGUAAGUGAAGCAAACUCAAGGCUGUGCUGUAAGAAAAACUGAAGGGGGGCCAGUGCUCUGAACCUUUGAAAUCCAUGGUGCCUGACUUAAUGUGAUUUCUAUCAGACAACUAAGAUGUUCAAGUUACCCAAGAACAAAAGUUAGGUACCAGGAGCCACUGGGCACUGCUAGAGCACAGCCUUAACACAGUUGUCUUUUGAUAAAAAAGGCCUGAGCUUUUUAAAAAUCCACAUUGUUAAUCUUCUUCUUGUAGCUUAAAAGGUUGUCAUCACAAGUGUCAUUGUUACAAGAGGACCAAGCUCUGCACACAAACAAACAGACAAAAAUACGAGAUGAAAACAAGUUACUAUGUACAAGGUAAGCUUAGAAGCUGCUCUUUUUAGUAUCUGUUUUCUGAAACAGCCAUGAUCUCUCUUUGUACAAGUUGCAACCAUCUUAGUUUCCAUGGUGACAAUAACCACUGUUCAAAACUGUCACCUUUAAUUUUUCAAUGGUUUAAUUUUUGGUAUUGGGGGUGAGAUUGAUUAGUAAUAGUCCACUUGAUGGUAUCACCUGGUAGUGUGUUUUUGUCCAUUUUCUUGAUAUAUAGUCAAAUCUACCACAACCGCAGCCCUAAAUAAAUUGAUCAUUAAAAGGAAAAAUUCAAGAGUAAGUCUUAACUUUCCCCUGCUCUGAAACAAGCAAAAUAAGAUUCUCGGAGACAGGAAAUUACCGCAGAAACAAGGGUUUGAGACCAGUGAACAAUUUUGCAUGUUUUUGUAUUUUCAAAACAACCUUUCUCCAUUGCUAAUAGAAAUUAUGAUUUCAUACAAAACAAACAGUUCAUUUAGAUCUUGUCCUUGAUUCUUUGCUGUGAAAAGGGUGUUGUUACAAGGAAAAUUGUAAAUAUCUUGUUAAGCUUGUUCUUUGAUUUUUGUGGUUGUAUAUUUCAAUGUGUUUUGAAGUAUAAUAAUUAAUUAUAAAAUAGUUUCCAUUGUGCUGUUGGCAAUUAAUAAUGUCUUAAUGAUUUUGCUGUUAGUCAAUGUGUCUUUUGCUUUAGGACAUAGUUAAUCACAGCUGACGUGACCGUAAAAUGCACUUAUCUAUUAAAAGACCAUAAGUAGCUAUCGGCUAAAUGACAAUAUUAGUCAAUUCAUGGAUCAUUAAUCAUAGACACUGGAAGAAUCUCUGACAUUACAAAACAUAGCAUUAAGAUUGUGUGUCAGAAGCUGAGUUUGUAAAGUUAUGACAUCAAUACUCAAGAAUUGGUCAUGUUUUAAUAAUAAUUAAAUUCUGCUGUCCUAAGUUUCAGUUUGGUUUAAAUCAAGAAUGACUUUUUGUAAUCAUCUUAUUAACAGUAGUGAUGUAUAUUGUCAUUUGCUUUAAAUAGAACACAGAUUCUAUAUGUUAUAGUUAAAAAUAGACGUGGCAGCCAUUAUGCCAUGAUUUCUCAUUACUUUUUGGUUUCCACCAAAAAAAUCAAAACAUGACUGUUUCUAUGCCACAGAGCCUUUGUUUCCAAGUUCCUUUCUCUUUUUCCAUGCAACCUAUUGUUUUUGUCAUUUUAUGAAGCUUUAUUCUAGCUGUUUCCCUGGUGUUUACAAGUACAAUACUUCAAAGGCUUAUUUAUUCAAAAUACCCACUGCUGGUCAUAUAUUCACAGAAACCCUUUCAGUUGCCAUGAAUAUUUAUGAAUAUUUAAUAUUUAUUCAAGCAGACAUCUGCUUUACAAAUUUGCAUAAAAGGCAAUGACAUGAAAUUUGUUUCCUUGUUUUUAAUAACACGGUUGAAAACCAGUAGUGAAAGUUAAAAUUUUGAGCAGAGAACACAAUGAUUUCAAUGUACAGUCCUGGUUUGGCUGUGGUAAGUCUGUAAUGUGAUGUCUUUCCUGUUCUGUUAACAGCAGAGAAUUGUGUGAAUUAUGCAAAGAAAGACAUAUUAUUACUACUGAAAAUUUUGUAGGAAAAUCCUGCUUGAUUUUUGUUUUUCAUGUUGUACCUUUUGUGCGGCUACAUGGCAGCUUAUCAAAUGUAUCUGAAACAUUCUUUUCAGAUUUUAAGUAGAAGAGUGAUAUUUGAUUCAACUACAUCCUUUUGCCAUGGGAAAUAAACCAACCUUCAAAUUUGGCUGAGAAAUAUUUAUGUCAGUGUACGUGCUAAAGUUUUUACCACAGAAUCUUUGAAAUGUCUUGUACUUGGAAAGAGAACUUCAGAUCACCUUAUUUUUUGGCAUGAUGUGAUGAUUUUGAAAAUGAAAGCUCAUAUGGACCCUAAAUAAUAUUUGGCAGGUUUGGUUGUAUUGAAGUUCAUUUAAAUUGAGAUUAGAAACUGAUAUUUUGCCUGUCAAGAAAUAGUGUCUGUACCUGUCAAAAUCCAUGCCUCAGUACAGAUGAAGUCAAAGAAUUUUUCUCAUACUGUUGUGGUAUUUUAAAAGUUGCAAAAAUAAUACAACUUGAAUUAUGUAGCCAGAAAUAUUCUACAAAUGGUGAUGUACAUAAUAUUGCUAAUCAUUAUUGUUGAUCCAUGUUAUGUCCAUUGAUUGUUAACGUUCCAGUUACUUAAAAUUUGUUUUAAAAAAAUGUGCUGUGGUAUUUGCCUCUGUUCUCAAAGUAUUGUUUUGAAAACCUUUUUCUACCUUCAUGUACCUUCCUUCCUACCAAAAGCAUUUGCUAUUAGAUUUUAUGUCCAUCAACUUGUUAAGUAAACCAAAAGUUAUGUUUUGUAGCAUAAUCAGUGAUAUAAAAGAAUGAUGUGAAUGAUUUGGUUUUCUAAUAAUUCCUAUGGUGGCAGAGUAAAGCUACAUGCACUGUGAAGCUGUUGAAUUUAAAGCUAAUUUUUCUCCAUAAAAUGUAUUAAUGUAAAAUAUCAGCUUUAAGUCCUUGGAAAAAGGUGGUAAAAGAUGUGAAAAAAAUUAAUGGUACUAAAAGCUCAAAACAGAUAAUCUCAAACUUUACAUUAAUAUUGUAUUAUAGAAUCAUGAUAUCAUUGUGCAUGAUGUUGCUGCCAAAAAAAAUAGCUCAUAUAUACUCUUUCAGAAAAAGUUUCGAAAGUGCACGCUUGUUAUCAAAUGGUCCCAAGCUCACAAAUUUUCAUAUUGAUUUGCAUUUUAUUGACUUAAACUUGUACAAUGGUCACCUACCUCAAGAUAUUGGUGAAUAGGAAAAAAACUAAUAAUGAAAAUGAUAAAGGAAAAAAAAGGACUCAAACCAUAAGAAUCAAAUUUCAAGUGCACACAACAUUUCAAGGCCUCAGUAUAUGGAAAACAAAGAGGCAAAUUAUAAAGAAAAUGUUAUUAAAAUAAAAUUUUAUGAAGAGACUGUGAACUUUUACCAAUGAAAACACUACAACUUGGCACAUUCCUGCCAAGCGUAUCUUUGACUAAAUUGGCAUCUUUUUAGUGGUUUAAUUAUUUCUAACUCCUCUUUCAGACUAGGAAUCUACAAGGUGGUCAUCACUUGGAGCAGUACAUGACUGACGAGAAACCAAUAUUUAACAGCAUGAUAAAAUUAUCUUUUGUUUUCUAUCAAUAUUGUAUCAUAAGAUUGAAAAACUCAGGUAUCAUAAGAUAAAAAAAAACUCCGAGUUAGUUUACUUCACUGAAAUUUUACAAUAAAGAGCACAAAAAGUAACAGCUGAUAAGGUCAAAGAGGUUAUUUUACAUUCAAAAGGUGAUGCUUCUUGAAAGAACUACAUUGUAGCUCUUCAUUUGAUGACAUCAAAAUAAAAAAGUUGACCACAUCUUUUUUCAAUUUUGGUUUUUGUCUGCAUGUAUUUAUUUAUGUAUUUUAAGAGAAAAAGAAAGAUGGAAAAGGAAAGGAAGGUUGUGUGACUGGUUGAUGGGCUGGGGGAGGAUUAUUACUGCAAAAUUUUGAGGGUAGCAACAGUCAAUAGCAUAAUUUUGGAAUUGGCGCCUUUGGGGAUUUUAAUUUUUGUUUAGUGGUCAUUUCAUUGGAAAUUUACAGUUAAUCAAGGAAGGUAAUAAAAUUUUCUAAACUGGUAAGCAAGAUAUUUAGACAGUUUGUAAAAAGGUUGUUUACUCAAACCUGGAGAUAUUUGAUUUAGGUGCUUCAGUAUUUGAAGAUCAACUUUGCCAGCGUGCAAAGAAAGUAGUGUCCCAUAGCCCAGGGCUAUUGGAUUUUGCUAUCAGGCUAGUGAAUUCUGUUCUCAACUUGCCCGAAGGGCAAGUGAUGUUUUUUGAGGAAUUCGAAUAACAGGGGAACUGGGAAAUCAUUUCUGCUUGUCAAAAAGCUUUUGGGGUUAGUUGAAAUGACGUCUGGGCUAGUAAAUGUUAGCUUUAGCUUGCUCAAAUGGCAAGCUGUUAAAAAUGAUUUUCUUUGCACCCUGUUUGCACCAUUUUUUUCAUAGCCUUUCGUACCUUUUUUUUUUCAAUUUCAGAAUAAAUGCAUUAGAAGAACAACUUGAAAGUCAAAAACUCACAACAGGAAAACAAGUUGAAGAGGAAAGUUUGAAAUACAAGUUGGCAUUGGUAGGUUUACCAUCUAUUUCCCAGCUUAGCAAUCAUUACUCUUGAGCCAUGAUAAGUUUGACAUUUAACAAAGUUAUAUAAUCCUAACCCUGUGUCAUUCAAUCAACUGUGUCACAUAAGUGUUGUCACAGUGGUUCAAUAGACCAAUUCCCAUAUAUUAAAAUAUAACUUGGUUGUGAGGCUUGGGGGAAUAAAACAAAAGAAAUCAUCUUGAGGUUCAAUAAUUAACAAUAAUUCCUUGAGCCUGAAUGGCCUCUGCGUCAAUAGCCCAUGAGGCCGAAAGCCGAAUGGGCUAUUGACGCAGAGGCCAUGAGGGCUCGAGGAAUGAUAUUGUUUUAGGAAACUUGUUUUAGGAAAAUCCAACUAGUUAGUCAAAAAUAUUGAGACAAAACAACUUUAGCUAGCAAAACACGAUUCAGCCGCCAUUGUUUUGUUUUCCAAAGCUGGCGCUUUUCGCCACUAGUGGGCUAUUUAACAUAUAGCCUAGUAGUAGCUCAACCAAUCAGAAUGCAUCAUUGAUAAUAGACCACUAGUUGGAUUUUACUAAUGAAUUAUACACAGUGUUCCCCUUAUCAGGUGGUAACCUGCAACAUUUACCACCUGAAGCAACACUUUUUACGUUCUUGCAAGAGCUUGAAGGCUUACUACAAUUAUUAAAUGAGUAGUUUUAAAAAAUAUGCAAGUUGAGAUCCGAUCCGAUCAAAUGAAUGAAUAUAUGGAAAAUACUAAAGUAUACACAGCUUUAAAUUGUUGUCUGAAGAUAACAAUGCCCAAUUUACAUAAAAUAGGUCUUAAAAUGAGGGAGUUAUGUUUCAAGAACUUAGCUCCUCUUAGGGUGGGACCACGUGCCUCACUCCACUACCCCCCUCCCCCUCACGAAAGUGUACCUCUGGGGCAUAUUUUUUCCUUACUGGCCAUGAAUGGUCCCUUACCUGCUCAAGCCAAAAUUAGAGAGAACACUGAAUACAUUUUUUUUGUUCUAUUCUCCCAAGCCUCGUAGCCAAGUAUGAAUUUUAAUAUAUCAAAAAUGGUCCAUUAUAUCCUUGGUUUAAAUUUUAUAUUACUUUGUUUUAAAGGUAUCGUAACACAUUACCAUACCCUAAUUAGCACCUCUCAUUCAUGAAGAAAAUGGCUAGUUGAAAAAAGAUUAUAACCUUUUUGAGAGCUUGCAAUUGUGUAAGGUGUUGACAAGUAGAAGGCAUCUUGAUAAUCUAAUAUUUGAUGUAAAUUAAUUAGAUGUAUGAUGUACAUUGUAUUGUACUUGGCAAGGAGGUGCUGUUUUGAUUGAACCAAGAAAAUAAAUUAUCAGCAAAAACUGUGUCAAAUCCUAUUAACCCUUGCCAUACCCCCGUCUAUUCAAUAUUUUCUAAAAACUGUUCCUUUCCCCUCCCCCCACCCCUCUCUCCUGAUCCUCCUUAGCAUUUAGAUUUUAUUUAUUUUUUGUCAAAACUCAGUGAAGAUGGCAUAUCAAAACUUUUAAUAAAUUCUUUUUCUUCAAUUUUCAGGUUUGUUUGUUUUGUUUUUUAAGUUUUUAAAUAUUUUUUUUAUUUAUGUUCUCAGAACAAAUUAGAAAGAGAGAAUGAGGAAUCCUUAAAUGUACUAAACAGAAAGUAAGUAUCUUCACAAUUCUUCUUUAUGAAGCUAAUUAAGUCCUUUUUAUGAAAUGAAUAUAAGUUAUUUCCAAUGAAAUCUGGCUUUAAAAACUUUAAGCGUAAAGGCCAAAGUACCAUGUCAAGAUUAAGAAGGAAAGGACUGCAAAGCUAAAUUGAUAAGUUGAACAUCCUGCCAUAUUAGACUUUAUUAAUUUUCUUGUUAGUCUCUCUUUAUAUUUAUUUAUGUAUUUAUUAUUUUUCAACAAACAAUUUAAAUACAGCAUUAUUGGUUCAAAUUAAAAGGGGUCAAAAGAUGUUAUGUUAUGUUGGUAGCUUGAAAUAGUCAUUGUCUCAGUGAGCAGGGUUUGUACAGAGUCUUGAAUUCCAGAUUUGGAAAAAGUGUGGAAAAGUCUGGAAAAAUGGUAGAACGUUUUAAUUUUUUUUGUCAAAGCUACACCAAGUGUUUAAUAAGUGAAAUUUUUCCCACGGUCAAAUCGUAUUCAAUCUUGCCUGUAGCUAAGACAUUCAAUCAGAGAAUGAGAAAAUUCAGAACACGCCUACGUCUGCAUGCACCAUGGUUACUGUAUGUUUGCUUUGCGUCAUGGAAAAAACCUGGUUUCUGUCUUAUUUAAGGUCUUUUUUCAUAACCUAGAGUCUGGAAAAAGGAAUAUUAUUCUUUUGGAAAAAAGUCCGUAUGAACCCUGUCUGAGUAACAAAACAGAUGAUGCACUCAUUUUACCUUCCUCUCUCCAUCUGUGCUUUCUUUUACGGGCGUUUAAAGCUACUUUAUUAUAUGCAAAAAGUAAAGAAGUUUAAGUAAGGAUUUGAGGUCACACCUAAGAAUUGUACCUGGGACCUCUCACACUAACAAACUGUGUUAAUCCUUGCUUCUGCACUGGGCUAAUAUUUUACUUCCUUGUUUGAGAGUUUUAAGACAAAAUUUUGCUUGUCUUAAGAUUACAACAGGCUGAAGAAGAAAUUGAAAGACUCAAGAAAGUGGAGCCUCUUUUAAGAAAAGAACUUGACAUUUGUCAAGAGGUUAGUCAAUACCUCCUUUUCCUUUUUUUACUAUCUAUUAUAGUUACAUUACUUGAUAGUUUUAAUACCAAUUUUUUAAGUGGAUUCAAUUUAUGUGCAUGAAAUUCUUUAUUUACAUCAUUUACAAUUCAAUCAACUACUGUAUUUCCUCGAAUAAGCACCCAUACUCUAAAAGGCGCCGUCUGUGAAUAAGGGCUCACCCCUUAGGCCAUAUUAUCAUACAACCACCCCUCUUGAAUAAGUGCUCCCCUCCCCUCCCCCUCUCUCUUAUAUAGUAGGGGUAAGAGGAAUGCAAAGGUCUGCUUAUCAUUGAUGAGGAUGAUCUCAAGGAUGGUGAGAUAGUCGAUAUUUUAUAAACAUGCAUACUGAUACAUGUGUGUGUUAACCCUUUAAACCCUAAGAUCAAAAUUAAAAUUCUCAUUUGUCGCCCCUACUCAUUUCCUACAGAAAUAGUGGGGAGAAGUUGAUGAGAUAUCGACCAAAUUCAUCUUGUGUGAUCAUGUCCGUAAAUCUCAUAACCACUCUGUUUUAUAAAGCAUUGAUAUUACAAGGAGAAAUUUGAUGCUGAUCACUCUUAGGGCUUAAAGGGUUAAGUAUUCAAAUGGGACCAUGACACCUUAAUUACCAAAUACUUUUUUGACAAACAAAUUAAUAAAGUUACACUUCGUUGAAAGGAAAACUUAAUAAGCGCCCUCCUUCUGAUAAUAGGGAGCUUAAGGAAAAGCGUUUUUGAUCAACGGAAGUCAACCGGAAGUGAGGCAUUUUCCGUCUCAAUAUGCGUUGACGAUAUAAAAUUUGUAUUGCUUCGCUUCUUUACUCUUAUAGAGAUGAUUUGACUGAAAAUUUCAGCAAAACCAUCGUCCAAAAAUGAAAUAAAAGGCCACUUCCGGUUGAGGGGCAUUGCUCAAAACUGUGACUGCUUAAGCUCCCUCUUUGCCUCUCUGCUCCUUUUAGCCAUGAUUUUGAGGAAAUACGUUUUUAAUAUACUGCCAUGCAAGUUUGUAAAAUUGAACAUCAUUAUUGCAGGAGAAAAGAAGACUUCUUAAUCAGGUUGAUAGUCUUGAGCUCGCUCUUCAAAUAAAAGCUGAUGAAGUUAAGGAGCUGAAAGGAAAGCUCGAGGGUGAAGUGAAAGGAAGGCUGGACGAUCAGGAUCGUCAUGAACAGGUCAGUUGGGAUCCUCUUUGGUUAUCCAACAUUUUUUCACUCUUUCCCUCCUAAGCAUACAAAAUGAAGUUUACAAUGUUGAAAUUUUUUUCUGUGGAUUUUAUCCAUAGUCUCAAAAGGUAGAAAUAUAUUGAAGAGUACUAAAUGAAAGUACUUCUGAAGAAGUUUCCAGCAUUUGAUUGGUCACACUGUAGGAUUUCAUCAACAGAUUCAAAAGUUGAGCUACAUUUCUUGCUUCCCUGCAGUGGUAGCGGUUUAUGGUGAACGGACCACUAAUGUCCUAUCAAGACAAUCGUGGCUAACCCACGAGUUUGAACAAGAUUUCAUCUUCAUUCACCUUGGUACCAGUCCUAUGUAUAGUAGUUGGCAGUGACUUAAAAUCUUGCACUGUAAGGCCUCAUUCCUCUAGGUCAGGGUCUGGGGAUGUGCCCCAACAACCAACCCACACCCCCACCCCACCCCCCUGUGCUCCCGCCUAUCCAGAAAAUUUUGAAAUCUACAGGCUUGAAAGUGUAAUUUCCAGUGUAAACCAUUCUAAGCGUGAAAUUGAUUAAAACGUGUGAAAGCCGAAAGACUUAUAAUAAUAAUAGUGUAUUUCAAAAGCCUUUUCGAUGACCUUCUGACAUUUCUUGUUUGUUGUAGUUUCAUUUCUCUUUAGUUAUGGUUUUAGAAUUUGCUAGCCGUGAGAGGCAGAGUCGUAACCUAGCUUUUAUUGAAACCUCUCAUAACCUACGUUUUGCAGGGUAUUGUAUGAUUAUCACUUACAUAGAAAUAUGUUCUCUUCUGUUUCGUUUAGGAGCUCGCUUUAGCCAGCGAACAGUUGGUAGAACUUGAAAAAUUCAAACAUGAAGUAGAAAUAAAACUCAAAGAGCAUCAAAAUGUGGAACAACAAAAAACUGACCUAGAAAGACAUGUUCAGACAUUGAUAAAGGUAAUAUACUAAACACAGAAAUGAAGAGUGGCUUUCUGAAUUCAGCCCCUCUUUUUUGGUCGGCAAAUUGUCCUUUUCAAAAGAGAAUGUCAUGAUUUUGAUAAAGUUUAUAGAGUAAACUCAUUACACGUUGUUUCUUAGUGUGCAAGAGAUUUUAAACCUCCUAAUGAGAACUACCUCGUUAACUUGCAUUUCAUGAUUCGCUCAUAUUUGGUUACAAGUAAUUGAAGUCGAACUAUUGGAAUAGGUUGCUACGUCGGUAUCAUAAUCAUGUUGAUGUCCUACCUGGAAAAUUUGCGGGAGGAUUACAGUCGAAGCUCUCGUAAGCGACCUCCUCGGAAAUUUGAAAAAGGGAUCGUAACUAGAGCUGGUCACUUACGAGAAGGAGCUCUCGUAAGUGACCACAUGGUAAAACAAUAGAGGGUGGUCGCUUAUGAGGGAUUCAGAAACUCAUUAAUAAUUGAUUCAUAAAGAGCCAAAAAAAAAAAGAAAUUAAUGUUUAAUGAGUGUUUUUAUAGCUGAUAUAGACGCGGCUAAACUUUAGGUCCAGUUUUUUAGACCAUCAGCGCAGUGUGUAGUUUUAUUAAAGUGUUGAUUUUUAGAAAUAAGACUCUGAGUGAUCACUUACAAGAGCUUAAAAACAAAGAAAAAGUCCAGUUGGGUAAUCUAAAAUGUGUUCGCGGUCGCUUAUGAGAGCUUUUCAUUACAAAAGUUUAUUUCACAGUUCAAACAGGGUUUAACAAAGGUGGUCAUAACAAGAGCUGGUCGCUUAUGACAGUGGUCGCAAGGGGAACUUUGACUGUAUCUAGAGUACUGUGUUUUAAAGAGCUCCGAUACGGAGUCUCUGACAACCUGACGGUCUUUUACUGCAAAUGGAAUUGGUCAGCAUGGUUUGAUUUCUGUCAACAAAUAUUUUAAAGUGGAGCCAUUGAAAUGUGGCAUCAACAUAAUGAUUUCUAGGCUGAGUCUCCAGCCGUGUUUGUCUUGAUACUCCCUUGGUAUUCUGGGAAGUACUGCGGGUACAUCAAGAAACCCAUGGCUGUGGACUCAGCCUUUAUAAUUUCUAGCUAUCCCUAAGGAGAAUACUUAUAUUGAGCUUGUGUCUCUGCUCUUGUUUUAGGAAAACUUAAGCUUAAAACACUCCAAAGAGGAACUCAACUUUCAGCUGCAUCAGGAUGGAUAUUUUGGUGCCGGGCAGGUAGGUGUACAACAAACAUUAAAUUAUUAAAUAUUACUUAAAUUCUAAACAAAUUACGGUGAUUGCUAAGCGCUAUUAUUUUAUGGCUAGCUCCGCGAGUGGGCGAGUUGAAUCAAAUCUUGUGUCCUUUUUGGCUACCCAAGCGGACACGAUGGGCCCAUCGUGCUCGCUUGGAAUCCUUCACUAAUCAGUACUAUGUCCCGAUCCUCUGAUGUUGUUUUGGCCAUAUAAUAAAUCUGUUAUUGACCAAGCGUGACGUCAAAAACACCAGAAAGUAUUCGGCCAGUAAGUAUCCAGCCUUAAUGACCUCACGAUUGGUCAAUAAGCCACAUAUUUUAAGUUGCAUUUUCCACACUACUCUCUAUUCACAGCAAUUAAAGAAAGGACUGAUCGUGACCUCCUGUGCUCAAUGCCGUUCUGUCAUUGUUUAAGCCGGUUUUAAGAUCUACGCUUUGCGCGCGCUGUUGCCUCCUGUCGUCUUGUUGUCUUUAUUGGGGACCUUCACGAUCUGACAAAGGCGACGUCUAUGAAAACUUCGUUGAAAAAAAGACUUCGCAUCCUUUGGAACUUUUUCGCAAUCAUCCCCAGUCGCCGAGUUACUUUAAAGAGGGACGUCGGAGCUGAAGAGAGGGGACCGCGAUGGCCAUUUCGCGUCGUAGUUGUUGUAGGGACGGCAAAGAAACUUAAUACGAAAUAGCACUAUUCACUUGCAGAGUUGUUUUCUUUUUUGCUUAUUAAACCUAUUGCUUUUUUGACGUUACCGUUGCUGCCCCUCCUAAAUCUUCCUAGUAUGACGAUUCACACGUAGUGUUUCAGAACCUCAAAUAAACAGUGGUUGAGUGAUUCACGCUGACUUUUUAAGCCAAAAGAGCACGCAAGGUGAAACCCUGCCCUGUAAAAAUUUCCCCUUCCACAAAAGACAAUGUUGUUGUUAAUGUUGUUCUUGUUUUGAACCAAGCAGCAAGGAUCACUGGCCGAUGAACUCGUCACAGCUGACAAAGAAAAAAUCAUAAGUACCCUGAGAGACCAAGAGGAAGAAAACAGAAGACUUAGAAGCUACCUGGAUGGAUUAUUAAUGAUGAUAAUGGAACACAAUCCAUCAUUAUUGGAACUUCAAUAA